This is a messenger RNA of Pocillopora verrucosa, 2769 nucleotides long. RefSeq lists its product as uncharacterized. Gene Ontology annotation, molecular function: RNA binding. NCBI's taxonomy places the organism in Eukaryota, Metazoa, Cnidaria, Anthozoa, Scleractinia, Pocilloporidae. The record is from RefSeq and is a predicted model, not a curated record. Gene Ontology annotation, cellular component: nucleoplasm; chromatin. Gene Ontology annotation, biological process: regulation of gene expression.
AUGUUGAGCGCAUACACGCAGUAUCGAACAAGAAACAUGGCAGCCUUCUACUGUGCUUUCCCCCGCAGACUCCUAAUGAAGUCUUUUUGGCGGCUUAGUUCUUCUCAAAAACUCUUCAGAAGCACGUUGUCGUUCAAUUUACUGACCAGAAUUCACGGAAAGGCCAAAUUCUCCAGAAAAGCGGUCGGUCAAAGUGAGGCGACUUUUGAGGCGAAUGGCACAAAUUGUAGUGAAAAUGUGGUCAGUGUUAGUACAAAUUCUUCUUUCGUCCACCCUGACAAACGAACGAUAUUUGUGGGGAAACUAAAUCCCAUAGCAACAGAAAAUUCAAUCAAGGUUUACUUCGCUCAGUUUGGAGAGGUGGAAGAGGUUUUUUUGAAAAAUCCCAAGAAGUUUAAACAAAUGUGGCCAUAUGCAUACGUGCAGUUUAAAGAUGUCUCUAGCAUGGAAAAGGUUCUCUCUCAAAGGCAUUUGAUUCACAUGAGAUACGUGCAAGUGGAUGCAGCUUAUAUGAAAAACUCUCAAAACAAGAUUUGCGUCUGCAAUGUUCCACAGGAAAUGACAACAUCAGAGUUAAAGGCGCAUUUUUCACAUUAUGGGGAAAUCCAAGACGUGAAGGUGGUCCUUAUGGUUAAUCCUCGCUAUUGCUUUAUUGAGUUUACAACCGCAGAUGCGGUGCUAAAAGCUCUUGAAAGUCCCAUCCAUAAAAUUGGUGAGAGCGAGGUAGUUGUGAAGAAGAGCAUUGAAAACGCGAAAAAGAUCCAUGUGAAAAGGAGAGUCUGUAUACAUGAAGUUCCAGAAGGGCUAACAUUGGAACAUUUGAAAGAUUACUUUGCACAGUUUGGAAGGUUAGCAUUUAUCGAUAUGAUUUUCAUGCGUAAUCACAAGCUGAAAAGAGACAUGGCAAUUUUGGCCUUUUUCAAUGACGAGCCUGUCCAAGUGUUAGAAAAAAAUUACCUGCACAUAAUUAAAGGAGAAGAGGUGAUGGUAAGGCGCGCCAGGUCUCAGGAUGGGAACAAGGAGCGUAACGUACAAAUCUUUGUGGACAAGAUUCCAGGUUGUGUAAAGAAGGAAGAACUGACACAGUAUUUUGAAGGAUUUGACGAUGAUGUUAUCCACCUCAGCAUGAAGAGGUGGGGAGGAAAAGAAAAUUUUCAAAGUGCAUUUGUUACUUUUAAGAAAAAAUAUACAGUUAACAAAAUUAUGGCCAAAGCUGAACAUUCUAUUGGUGCAAGACAGUUUAUCGUUAAAAGGUUUGGAUGGAGUGCUUGAGAGCUCUAACUUGUCAUUAAAUUAGGUGGACACAAAGUUUGUUUCUGAAUUUUACAAAAUAUGUUCAAAAGUUUCAUUCUGAUUUGCUGGGAGAGAUGAAGUUUUCAGGUAAUAUAAUGCAGGAGAUUAUUCAGUGGAAAAAAAAGGUAACAGAGUGUUUCACUGGGCAUUGAAAUUUUUUGCAGCUAAGAAACUUAAAGAGAAAGAAAGUUUUGUUUUUUGGUGAAUGUGGUUGUCUUGAUUUGAUGGCAAAGGGAAGACUGUCUUGCUCAUUGUGCCCGUGGGGAGUACUCCAUAAAGUGGAAAUAUUAAUUUUUCCUCUCUACCAUAACUAUUAUUUUGAUCACUCAUUUACCAAUGCUGUUUGAUUUUUACUUGGUCAUGAGAAAAGUGAUGCACACUUUGUAAAAUGUUCACCUUCCUUUUUAUUGUUUAAGUAAAUCAGAAAUAUAGGUAUGAUAUGGCUACAUUCACUUGCAUUUCUUCAAUAUGAAGUGUAUCAAUGUAAGAAUGUUUUGCAAGCAAACCAUGUUCAUGUGAAUUGAGGCUGCCCAGCUACCAUGACCAUGAGCACACACCUCCUUGAUCUAAAAUUUUACUGUGUCCAUAGAGUAUUUCAAGGAAUUUCACAUAUACAUGGAAGAAUAAUAACCUACGAUUGGGUAGUAGCAUACAGGCAAUUGUAAGAAAAGUUAAAAAUGGAUAGUUUGCAAAUUUCAGCCUAAAAAUAUAUUAUGCAUUCAUAUUCUCAAAAAUAAUGAAAAUGUUAAUUUUUUCAAAGUUCUUGGAACUCACUCUAAUUGCCUCCUAAACCAGUGGAAAAGAAUUGUGAAGUGUAAUUUUGUGACACUUGUUGUCCAAAUAAUAUCAAGGUAUACAUGUAAAAAUUGAAAUCGCUGUCAAGGAUAGAAGGGCAACUGCAGAAAUCUAGUUAAGGCAAAAUGAUAAGAGUUCCAUAACUUUUUUUAGUAAUUAAGAAGCUCUCCCUCACAAUACUUCGAAUUUCACUAGGAAAAAAAUUUCCAUCUAAUAGAUGGAAAUAGUGAAUUUUUUUUGAAGGGCAUAUGAGGGAAUUAAAAAAUUUGCAGUAGAUUUUCCAAGAUCUUCACACUGUCGUGUAGUUACAUGAUCAAAUCUUACUGUAAGUCAACUAAACUGCUCUAAAAUAUAUGACAAGAAUAAAUAAAUUGACUUUCCCUCCACAUGAAAGAGACCAACUUAAUAAAAGGAGUGAAAAUUUAAACCUAAUAGCUGCAUCAUGUGGGUUGCAGCAAGUUGAAAAUGGGAUUAAGGUUGCCACACUAUUGAAAACUGGAGUUUAAUUCAUUAGAAACAACCUCAGUUCCCAUAAAAUAAUUUGUCUUUCACUCACAAGCAAUGAUUCAGCAAUAGAAGUUUACACACAAACGGGCACUUGUGGCAUUGGAAAGUGCCAAAUGCCAUUCACCAUUACAUGAUUAUCUUCAAUACCCCUUUCUCACACAACCGCAGCUAUUG